AUGCCUCUCGUCAAUGUCACCUCUGUCGCGGCCGUCCUCCUACUCCUCUAUCUAUCCUCCUUUAUCCUACUCGCGAUUCUGCGGAUUGCGACCGGCAUAUCAAUUCAGCGCAUUGGCUACUUUAGCUUGAGGCACAUUUCAUACACUCCAAAAGAAGGACUGAGAAUAGAUCUGCGAGGUGUUGGAUUGAGUUUGCGCAGGCCUACUUUCGCCCAACCGGCAUGGGUCAGUAUUGUGUUCGAAGAUUUGAAGGUCACCAUCGAUCCGACGGCGCUAGAAAACACAUCUGCAAAGGCAGACUCACAGCACAUGACCAAAGGGAAGCUGGAGGAAGAUGCAGACCCGCGCCGGCAUAAUGGACGCAAAAGCCAGCUUUGGAAGAGGUUGACCAACAUUAAAGAACACAUCAAACGCCUGCACCGCAAAAUCCACCUGCUGCGGAUGUUUGAUGUCAGCGCCUACAAUACAUCUGCGGAGAUUGCGGGCGUCGGCUACGUCCAGAUUUCAACCUUCACAGCGGCUGUUUACACCAGACGGAAACUCCUUGAUCGCGGACGACUGUUCAGACACAAGAAGGAUCCUCUAGGAGACCAGAAGCCUGCGGAAUGGGUUUUUACAGUCAAGAGCAUCCAGAUGGGCGUUGGUGGCCGUGAUCCGAUAGAGAUCCUCGAUGCGCUAACAAUCAACGUGCAUGGGCUGCUUUACAAGGACCGGGAAGGCCUCCGGGACACUUCGAUCGCGAUCAAAGGCGGCCGAGUCUACGUGCCUGUCGAUGAGCUGAUUCAUUUCUCACGGAAGGGCAGAAGGAUGACAAGGCCAUACGAACAGUAUGACGUACUAAGUCCGAUCGAUGAGAUUUCCUUUGAGGAUGUCGCAGAAGAAUUGGACAGUCCCGGAAGUCGUGAGGCUGCUAUCGUGCAGACAGUGGCAGACUCAAAAGAGUUCUUGCGUUCUGCCCUUCAGAGCGUCCAGGAAAUCCAGGUCGGCAUGAGCUUUGUGCGCAUAUCGAAAGAGAUUGUGUCACUCAGGCAAGCCAAUCUUCCCUUGGUCGCCAACGUCGUCAUUCACGAAAUUGGCAUUGACCUGCAUAGGCUUGAACAAAACUCGCCUGCUCAUCGUAUGUAUUUCCAAAGGGAAGACACCGCUCACCAAGCCUUGCUUGCCGCCCUGUCGAUUUCUGUCAGCCUUGAUGAAGACGAUGCCACCCCGAACAGGAUCAUGUACAUACCCAUGGCUACGACGACGAUCAGGACGACUCUACCAGCCAAGACUAUGAGUUUCUCGCAGGACCGGGACGUCGCUGAAAGGAACACUAAUAUCCUGUUCGCCAAUCUUGUCGUCACUUCACCAUCGCUCGACUUGGCUCCACAGCACCUCAUGAAAUUGCUGGCUCUCACUCAGGAAACUCCCGACUCUCAUGCUCAAGCUCCUUCUCGUAAUCACCACCGUCUCAUCUCAAGAUUGCUUCCCAAAGCUAGCAUCAAGUUUUCAAUCCAUGAACCUGUGCUCAGAUUUGUGUUGCCCGUCGCAAAUCCUGCCAACGCCGGCCCAGGCGAGUACGACAUGAUUAUCUCCUCCAUUUCUUCCAUCUCUCUGGACGUCGAAUCCUCCCACUCAGCAGGAGGAGAGCUGUUGUAUUCUCUUGGUUCAAGCUUCCGCGUUCUAUCACACAGAUUGUAUUAUCAAGCUUCUACAGGCACGACACACAACUUAAUCAUUACCGAAGCCUUGGAACUCAAGGUCCAACUCACUGCGUCAACGCAUGUUUCCGUCAUACUCCAAGGAAAUUUGCGGACUUUCUCCAUUCUCAUGGUUCGAGAAGAAGUAAGCAAGGCAAUCUAUAACAUAGUGAGGCACUUUAAACGCCAUGCUCCUGAAGAUAAAGCGGCCGUCCCAAAGUCGCCAUCUACCGCCUUCUUGCGGAAACUUCCUGCUUGGCUUAUUGAGGCGAGCUUCGAAGGUUCUGGUUGCAGUCUCGAGGUUGCGGGUGUCGACUCUAGCGUCUCUGCCCAGACACGAGGUGUUGCCUUUGAGCUUGAAUCCUGGUCAGCGCACUACACAUCGGCAAAAUCAGAUUCAGGACGAAAGACGAAAGGACGGAAAGUUAGUACCUCAGUCCGCUAUGAGGAAACAUUUUCAGGGGGCAAAAGCGUUUCCCCAUCCCAUCCCCAGCAGAAGCAUCACCCUAGUGAUCCCACGGAUGGAAGGCGACUCGCAUGCCAUGUCAAGGGCUUUGACGGCUUCAUCAUUGAAUCUCUUGAUAGGUGGGAACCGACGCCAUUCAUGUCUAUCCCAAGAUUUGAGACUGCUUUCAGCACAUCAAGCGAUCAGCAAGGACCAUUGUUCCACAUUCACUCCACCAUUCGUGCAUUCUAUCUAGACUUCUCGCUUUACAGAUUCUACUCGAUAGGGGUUGCAGGUUUCGUUGUGAAAGAAGCGUUUCUGGGACCGGUCCCGAUCAAACAAGAUCUGGAUCACCACCCGAAAACAGCAGAUCACCACAUUGUUCAUGGACAUCUGCCAGUGCCUUUGGAUGCAGAACUUUUUGCCAUCGACGUGAAGGCGCAUUACGUUCAAGUCAAAGCUGAUAUGCCGCAUGACCCGCCAAUGCUGCUGCAGAUCUACCAAGUCUCAGGGGGGCGACACAGAUGGUCCGCCCCUUUCAUUAAAGCCGAACUUGUUCGUUUACAUGCGGAAGCACCACACCUCAGACGGAUCUGGGCACGUGUUGUCAGCAUCAGCAAUGUCAGGGUGGAUCUACGCCACACCAAGAAGAAGACGCAGCACGGCACGAUGGAAGAAAAGACCAUCGACGUCUCAACCGACUUCAUUCGUUUAGCGGUGCCUCACGGGCUGCAAAUGUACCGGGUUUUUGACAACUUCAUCAAUACUUCGAAGGCCAUACAACAGCUACAACACCGGUUCCAGACGCGGUCAAACGAAUAUGUACUGGCUAAACAUCCUGUCUCUCCUGUCAAAGUUCCUCGGAUCUCAGUUCGGUCCAAAGCCCUUUGUUUCGAGCUGGAAGAUGACCCGUUCGAAUGGAAACUUGGUGUGAUCUAUCACGUUGGCCGCAUCGAGCAGAAGCAACGCCUUGCCCGUGAAGAUGCCUUCCGCUUGAAGGUUAAGCGAAUGAAUGACGAGAGGCGACCUCGGUCGUCGUCCCGACUGCGAACCCAGUCAGCCCACUCGAGUCGCCGUGGCUCUCCGAACGCUCCUCAUGAUGGUGAGCAUCACCGGCGGUCCCGUAGUGUUGAUGCCACCCCGAGAAAACGAUCGACAUCUCGGGGAAGGCGAGGCAGAGAAUCGCAUCGAAUUCGGUACGAUCGUGAAGGUGUUUGUUCGUUGACAACCCAUGCCAAGAUCGAAGCGAGCGAGGCAUGGGACAAGCUUCAGGAGCACAAUUCCCGGAGCUGGAAAAGACGGAUAGACUGGAUGCUUCGUCUGCAGAAUAACACCGUGAAGAGCAUCAGACAGCUGUUCAUGGGCGCAGAUGAACCCCCUCACGAUGACCAUGAGACCGAGACAAUUCUUGGCAUUCCAAAUCGUCCUGGCUUGAUGACCUUGAUCAUCAGCGACCUGCACCUCAUCAUUGACAAGCCCUCUUUUCCGGAAGCUGACCUGCCCAAGUUCCUCCAUGAGAUUGGAAAAGGCAUGCCGUACGACAUGAAGUAUGGACUGCUUAUACCCACAAGCCUCAGUCUUGACAUGGGAGAGGCGCGCGUUUUCCUCCGAGAUUAUCCCCUCAACCUUCUCCAUAUUCCCGCCAUACGUCCUGGACAGCCUGCUCGCUUGCCAAGCUGGUCUCUCAGAACAGACUUUGUGAUUGCAGAAGAAUUUCGAGAUGAAAAAUCUAUCAAGCAUGUUAAAGUCGAGGUUGUCCCAAAAGGGCAGCAUGGAACACAUGGAGAAGAAAUCCCUGCCUUUGCCAUUGACGUCAGAAGAACGGUGGCGCCAGUCAAGACGUAUUCCAAGCCUGUCAUCGAUAUCAACACCAGCCUGCCAACCACCAUUUCCUGGGGCACUUCAUACCAACCCGUAAUACAAGACAUGAUGAUGAUCAUCGAGAGCUUCACGAAGCCUGAAAUCGACCCUUCCGAAAGGGUCGGCUUCUGGGAUAAGAUUCGGCUGAGCUUUCACUCGCGGCUUGUUGUAAAUUGGAAAGGGGACGGAGAUGUUCAACUUCGACUCAAGGGCACGAGGGAUCCGUAUAUUGUCACUGGAUACGGUGCUGGUUUUGCGAUGUGUUGGCGGAACGACGUGCAAUGGUUGAUACACCAGGUCGAUGACCCACGCGAGUUCAUGACAGUGAAAAGUGGCGAAUUCAUAUUGGCCAUCCCCGACUACAGCCACGAGGCCCGCAAUACACCGGAGCAGAGAGCAAGCAAAGAUUCAGACAGCAUGUCUAGCACCAUUUCUACGAAAAAUAGCGCCAUCUUCAAAAAGGUCAUCAUGAAAUUAUCCGGGAAUGUUCAAUGGACUGCUGGUCUAGUCUUUGAACGCGAUUUGCCGGGCGGGAGCCGCACUUCAGAAUCUAGACAUCACUAUGAUGUGGUGCUGAGGAAUCCCCUCUUCCUCCAAGACGUCGAUUUGAAUUCCUAUGAUGCGUUCAGUGGCUUCCGCAGUAAUCACGUCCAUCUCUCCCUGGCCGUUGCUGCACCGUAUGACAAGAAUUGGGUCGGUGCUGAUUCGGCGCCCUCGGAAAGCUACAACAGCGUCCAUCUGAGUCCAAAAUUCUUUUCUCACUUCUUCAGUUGGUGGUCGACGUUCUCUGGCGUGAUGUCACUGCCAGUUAGACAAGGUACGCUAUGGAGAGGGCAGGGCCAGACUAGCAAGAAAUUUGGACGACAUCUUGCGACGAUCAAGUACAACCUGCUUUUAUCCCCGCUCUUCAUUUCACACGUCUACAAGCACAAGGAUGCUGAGGACUACCAGGCUGAUGUUGUCUCUGCAACUGGCUUGAAAAUCAAAAUUGAUAGCUUCAUGCUGGAUCUACAUCAACGCCGGGAGUAUUUCAAUACCAUGGCAAAAGUGCGGGCAAAACAGAUGAGGACCAGCGGCAUGAAGAUCUAUAAAACUGAACUCGACUUUGUACGCGCUGACUUGAGGGCUGUUGCUGCACUCAUUGCAGGGACAACGGCGGAGGACAUUCAAAAUGCAAGCGAUGAAACGCUAUCCUCCUUACAAGAAGUGCCUGCCAACAUCGACUUGUCCCAAUUCACCAUCCCAGAUCAAGACCUGUCAUGGAUUGAUAUGGACGACUUUGUGGAAUUGGAUUGGGUGUUACCUGCAGAGUCGAACCCCGAAACCAAGAUCUUGCCACUGGCUUUCACUCCGCGUUUCACUUACUUUCGACAGACCGAUCAUGGAGGCGCCAUUCAAGGAGACGAGUCCCGUACCAGUCCGUUUGGCGACGAGGACACUCAUUUUUGCGUGAUGGGUCGUGACAAUAACCCGAGAAAGGUCCAGAUGAAUCUCAUCGAAACUAGGCUGCACGAUCUGGAAGACAGACUUCAAACCCAUGUGCGCAUUAUGAACGAGCACGAACUUCUGCUGGUCAGGGAAGGAGAUCACGACAAGGCGAUCCGAGAUAGGCAUGAGCUUCUCAUCGCACAACAGAAGGAGUUAGAAAGCAAACGACGAUUCCUACAGCAUGGACUCCGACGUUUAGUAGGCCAUGCGAACCCCGGCGAAGCUCAGCCAGUCGAAAAUACUCCGCAACCAAAUGGAGACGUAACGAAGUCUACGCCUGACUUGGAAGGGCAGUCACCAGGCACGCCUCAAAUGGAUAUGGACGGGUUGUACUCGGCUCCCCACGACGAGUUCGCCAGUGAUUUCAACAACCGCUUCAUCAUCCAUAAUGUUCAGUUGAAAUGGAACAACUCAUUGAGGAACAUCAUCCUUCGUUACAGCCAUCAAGUCAGCCAACGGCGAGGCUUUGUGUACUACAUGUCACGCCGCGCGGUUAAAUUCAUUCUCGACAUUGUUGACGAGCAAGCGAAGGCAAAAGAGGAGCGCCGCAGACAAGAGAGGAAGAACCAACCACCAGUUCCGCCUACGCCGAGUGUCAUUUCUCCAAGUGAGGAGAAAGAUGAAGACUCGGUGAUAGAAGACCGGAUCAACCAGCUUCUGAAUGAUGCGAAACGGUUUGUCCAAAUCCCUGAAGCAGAUGCGGAUGAAAAGCGCACGUCACCUGGGGCCGACUACGACGAUAUCGAGAGGCGACCGUCGACUGCUGAUCUUGGUGACAAGAUUGCAGAAAACUUCCAGCCGAUGAACAGCUACCACCUACGUCUAAUCGCCCCCCAGAUACAACUUCAAAGUGAGAAAAACACGAAGGCUAUCGUGCUCAUAUCCGCCAAAGGAAUGCAGCUGAAAGUUGUAUCAAUCAUGGACAAGGCUCGCAUGUCGGACGACGUCAGUGGGCUUGUUCAGCGUCGCUUCGCACUUGAUAUGGACGGAGCACAAUUCUUUGUAGCCACGCAAAAGACGCUGGCCAGGUAUCUCCACCUCUACUCCGGCAACAGAUAUGGCAAUACCCCUGGAUCCUCGUGGCCACCCUGGGUUUCACUUGAAGCUAUGUUCGAUUUCCACCUAGAACCGUUCGGUUUCCAGAGAGUGAUUCAGAAGACUUCCGCCAGUCUUCGGUACGAGAAGUACAAUCCUCUUCGACUCAAAUACAACGAGGAGGUUGAGAGUAACGAAAAUGGUGAACCGAAUGAUGCAGCACGCAGAGAACACCGGAUUGAUCAGUUGUGGGUCGACUUUCCCCGGAUCCGUGCUCGGUGCGACUCGACUCAGUACUACGCGAUGUAUAUCAUAGUUCUCGACUUGCUGCUAUACAGCGAGCCUUUGGAGAAGACAAGAAGCGAACGACUGGAGAAAAUCAUGCUCGCAUCUGACUUCAGUGAUUUGCGAGGGGCUCCAGAGAUGGCCGAAAGCCUCCAAGAACGCAUCCGACAACUGGAGGACAUCAAACUUCAUUUCCAGAUCCAUGCCAAAUAUCUCGACAAGCAAGGCUGGCAAGAUCGGAUCAAUCUUGAGAAGGACCUUGCCAGUUGUGAAGACGAAUUGUUCUUUAUAAUGAAAGCCAUCAAUACUUCACAACAAAAGAGUGAGGACCGGAAAGCUUCUCAAUCAAGCGGUCUCCUACGGUGGUAUCUCAGUGCCUCGGAAAUUGUCUGGCACCUUAUGCGUGACAAGGACGAACCUCUACUCGAGUUCCAAUUAGGCAAUGCUGCAUAUGAGCGAAUUGACAAUACGGACGGUUCUAAUCACAAUGCCCUGGAAGUGGAACACAUCAGAGGCUGGAACCUCCUACCCAAUGCACUGUAUCCGGAAAUCAUUGGACCCUACUACGAAGCAUCGGACAAAGACAGACGACAUAGCAUCAUGGAGUCCCAGAAGAUGCUCCAGGUCCACUGGUACAUGCUUGAAGCCAUUGCCGGUAUCCCCGUCCUGGAACGCUUCCAGGUCACCGUGUUCCCGCUAAAAGUGCAGCUCGAACGUGAGCUUGGCAAAAAGCUCUUCGAAUAUAUUUUCCCGGGCGUGGGAUCGAACGCCUUCGAGAAUGGCAAUUUCUCUCCGCUCAUGGUCAAGAACAUGGAGCCCACGGAUGACGGAGACGAUCAAGAAUUUGUGGAAGCACACAGUGCGUUAAUGUCGGAGCAGGAUCUUCAAAGCCCUAGCCCGGAAAAGACUCGCAAUACUUCACCAGGUGCUGUGGCAAGAAGAUUGAAACCCACAUACGGCCUUGAUUAUGACGAGAAGCAAAAGGACUCAGCCUCCCACGGCAAGAAUAGAGGUCUCGGUAUCUCGGGGGAUCACCACAAAUUCUUCAAGCACUUCAACAAAUCCGAGGCUCGCUCUGCAUUGAAGGAACCAACGCGCAAAGGAUCUUCGACCAGCCUGAGAUCGGCAAAGAAAAAUGAUAUGUCGUCCACCAGUCUCGUUGCCCUUGGUAACAGCGACGGCGGAACAGAGAGAAAGCGUUUUCCGAUACAUCGGACAGCGAGCAAAGAACGUGGGCUCACGGGCAAGAAAGACAAAAAGGACAAGACCAGCACACCCAAUGACGACCUCUCGCAAAUGAUGUCUCGUGCGUCCAAUUACAUGACACUCGCGCACAUCAAACUCAACAGCUUUGUCGUCUGCCUCUCGUAUAAGGGCAAAUCCGAUCGUAACUUCGAGGAUCUCCACGACUUUGUGUUCCGUAUGCCGACGCUCGAGUAUCGGAAUAAGACGUGGUCAAACUUGGAUCUUGCGCUCAGGUUGAAGAAGGAUGUGAUCAGGGCAUUGAUCAGCCAUACCGGAGCGAUCAUUGGGAACAAAUUCUCCCAUCACAGACCUAGUAAAAAGCAGGUCGAACGACUCAAGGAGAUCGCCCACUCAAGCACGAUUGCGAAUUCGGACAUCAACCUUCAACUCUCGGGAACAUCGGAGACAACAAGUCUGUAUAGUUUUUCGCAGGAUGGAAGGGAUGAUGACUUUGAGUCCUCGGGUAUAUCAUUCCAGUCGCCCCCCGGAACGAAUGGGCAUCACAAGGGAAGCGCUUUCCAUGGGCCCAGCCCCUUACUGCGCAGCGGCUCGUGGUCGUCGAGCGUCAAUCCACCAACUUUGGGAGCGACUGGGAGUGGGACUCUCACAACGAACACGCCACGUUCGGUCCCCGGCACUGCUGGCGGAGGAAGCGUUGGUGGGAGUGGAAUCAUCGGUAGCACAUCUUCCUUUUUCUCGAGACCGCGAUCUGCACAUCCGAGCUCCGCAACCGACUCCAGUCCGAACCUCAACAGCCCCAACAAUUCACCUUCGUCUCCAAGCAGAAGUCUCCUGAAGGACACGAUUGGGAGACAUUUCUCUGGGGACACGGUCAAGGGAAGAGUGCAUUUUGGCGGACUUUCGUUGAUCAAGAGUGAGAGUCACUCGCACCGGGAGAGAAGCGACAGUCACGGCAGCCAUACCCCUAGCACAAGAGAGAAGGAAAGAGAUGCUGGUGGAAACGAAGAAGGUUCGGCCGGAGGUGUUACCAGUGGGACUACUGGAGGUGCUAGCGGGUUGAGCACAGACAGUGACGCGGAGACCAACAAAAGAAAGAGUGUAUUGAUGUUGGGCAAAAAGGUGUUGAACCGGUUGAGCUAG
Messenger RNA from Fonsecaea erecta, 9138 nucleotides. RefSeq lists its product as hypothetical. Bases 1 to 9138 code for a protein of 3045 amino acids. The record is from RefSeq and is a predicted model, not a curated record. Lineage: Eukaryota; Fungi; Ascomycota; Eurotiomycetes; Chaetothyriales; Herpotrichiellaceae. The transcript has a single exon.